This is a messenger RNA of Mesorhabditis spiculigera, 1413 nucleotides long. The record is from the annotation of a GenBank genome assembly. NCBI's taxonomy places the organism in Eukaryota, Metazoa, Nematoda, Chromadorea, Rhabditida, Rhabditidae.
AUGCGAGGAGUGCGGAUUCCAUAUGACAUUCGACAGUUCUUCUGCUGCUAUGAUUGCGGAACGAGGGACUACGCGCCGAGAUUGGCGUCGAGCAGAAACACCUCUACGAAGGACUGGCGGGGAAUAUCACUGGACUACACGACUGUGACGCGGGAUGCCGUUAAUGCGUUAUUGGCGGCCAAGGAGGCGGCGUACGGUGUGAUUGAGCAGCAACGUACUCUAAUAGAUGGCCACAAGGUGCGGGAAGAGAUGCGAGCGGCGGCAAAGAACUUUGAGGAGUACUGUGAAGACUACAUCCCGCUGGUGCGCUCACUGAACGAUAGACUGCACGAGACGAAGGAAAACUCGACAAGCUGUUGCUACCAAAAACUCAAGAAUAAAUCCACAAACGCUCAAAACGCUACGCUGACGGCUAUUGACGGUUCCUACAUUGCGUUUGGGGAUACGGUGGGCAAGACGGUGUUAGUAGUGGAUAGUGAUUGCGCGGACUGUCUAAUCUACGUUCAACUAUUUGUCGACGCCAUCACCGCCACAACGUUCACGAUCAGCGACGGGCCCGAUACGGUCGACUCGAAAAACUUCACGGCGCCCCGGUUUUUUGGCCCCAAGGUUACGGUGGAUUUGCAGAAGAAUUACUACUCCAACUACGUCCUUUCCUUUACACGAACGACCGAGAAAUCGACAAGCCCCAACCCCCAAGCACACACCUUUUUCUGCGACGACGACGAGCCGAUAUUUUCGGUGGACGUCAAGGAUGUGUCCUCAAACUGCACGGUCGAGCUGUACCUCUCCGGAAUCCCCGGCAGCGACGACGGAAAGGAGAAAUACAGGCUGAUGCAUUUUAACUCCACGACGUUGAUCGGCUACAUGACAAGCUACGUCCGGAGCCCUGCCGCUACGUUUUUGGUGCCAGCCGGGUGCAAUGCUACGCUUAUCGUAAAGCCAACCACUGAAGCCGACGUCGUGGCCCCAAAGCCGGUGCCCCAAGCCUGGGGUUGGGUGAUGAGCCACGAAUACCCCGGGAAUUUCGCGGCAACACCGGCAAAUGUUGGACACAGGAAUCUGACGAUAGAAUCUAGCUGGAAAGGAGAAGCGUUCGUCGGAUUUGACUUUGAAUCGGUCGACCCAGGAAGCAGCGGAUCGCUAGAGUUAUACGCCGGAGCAAUUGAGAUGAACAUCACCAAGCAGGCCAACCGGACGGAUAUCGGCGGGCUGGGCAAGCAGAUCAAGCUGUACUGGCGCCCGUCGGCCGACACAAAAUCCGGCUUUCUGGCCCGUUUUGCCGUGCUCACCGACGAGCCGAUCGUCGCGUCCACGACACGAAAACCCCAAGACGAGGACAACGCUGCCCAAAAGCCCUUCUUUUUCCUGUUGCCCCUCGCCUAUUUUUUGACCAUUUUGAUAAGCUAUUUC